AUGUCUUGGGGAGGAUUCAAAAAGGCGAUCAAUAGGGCCGGUGCUUCGGUUACUGUCAAGACAGUAGACAAAGUAAUGGACAAAGAUUUCGAUGUCGAGGAGCGAAGAUACAAAACAUUGAAAUCGGCUGGUGAAAGGUUACAAAAAUCAUCAAAGAGUUAUUUGGACAACAUUAGAGCAGUUACUAGGUCGCAAGUGGUCAUUGCCGAAAUUGUAUCUAACCUUUACGAGGAAUCAAAACAAGGGGGGUCAGCAUAUUCCUCUAUUGGAACCUACUACCAACAAUGUGUUCAAGACUUUGAUGAAGAGACUGUAAAACAAUUGGAUGGACCGUUUAGAGAAACAGUUUUGGACCCAAUUACCAAGUUCGCCCAUUACUUUGUUGAGAUUGAUGAGGCAAUUAAGAAACGAGCUCAUAAAAAGACUGAUUACGAGCAAUGCAAAUCAAAAGUGCGAAGGCUUAUUGAUAAACCAGCAAAGGAUGCAGCCAAGUUACCCAGAGUCGAGAAGGAAUUGGCGGUAGCUAAAGAUAUUUACGAAGAUUUGAACGAACAACUAAAGAACGAAUUACCUCAAUUGAUUGCCCUUCGAGUUCCAUUUUAUGAUCCAUCAUUUGAAAGUUUGGUCAAAGUUCAAUUGCGGUUCUGUACUGAAGGGUACUCAAGAUUGGCACAGAUCCAACAAUAUUUGGACCCCAACUCUAGAGAUGAAUAUGCGAAUGGAGUGUUGGAUGGUAAGAUUGAUGAUUUGUUGGGCCAAAUGCAAACUUUGACUAUAACUUCGUUAGGUAAGUAA
Molecule: messenger RNA, 795 nt
Organism: Lodderomyces parapsilosis
Lineage: Eukaryota; Fungi; Ascomycota; Pichiomycetes; Serinales; Debaryomycetaceae
Gene: RVS161
Product: amphiphysin-like protein
Exons: 1
Coding region: 1-795 (264 amino acids)
Biological process (GO): plasma membrane tubulation; endocytosis; actin cortical patch localization
Cellular component (GO): mating projection tip; Rvs161p-Rvs167p complex; actin cortical patch
Molecular function (GO): protein binding; lipid binding
Source: RefSeq, a predicted model, not a curated record